This is a messenger RNA of Myotis daubentonii (Daubenton's bat), 3505 nucleotides long. RefSeq names its product otoancorin (gene OTOA). The record is from RefSeq and is a predicted model, not a curated record. Bases 1 to 3414 code for a protein of 1137 amino acids. The transcript has 28 exons. Gene Ontology annotation, cellular component: cell surface. NCBI's taxonomy places the organism in Eukaryota, Metazoa, Chordata, Mammalia, Chiroptera, Vespertilionidae. Gene Ontology annotation, biological process: cell-matrix adhesion.
AUGGUGUCUCAGGAACCUAGGACAUACGCUCCCGUCCUUUUCCUUUUUCUGAGCCAUGGAGUGGCAAGUCUCGGUGCAAAUUCCAGCCAGGAUUUGCACCCGUUGCUGCAAAAAAUGGCGGAAGAAAUAAUAGACGGGAGCUAUCUGAAUGCGUUCCUGGAUCUCAUACAGUUUCAAAGCUCCCACCUGUGGACGGCGGACCUGGCCCACGGAGUCCUGGCCUACCUGAACGCACGGGGCGUGGCCUUCACCAUCCCCAGCCUGCAGGCGGCCGUGGAGCACCACCUGGAGCAGCGCCUGUUCCAGCCCCAGAAGCUGCGGGAGGACCUGCGGGGAGCCGACGCAGGGCAGUUCCGCACCGCCCUGCAGUGCCUCGGGGGGGACAAGGAGGACCGCUGGGAGCUGGAAGGCGUUGUCAUCGACGUGGGGGAGAUUCGGAAACAAGCCUUGCAGAGCCCGGGUGUGAACCGCAGCCUGCUUCUCAUCACCCUGGAGAGGUGCUUCCAGGAGCUGAGCUCCCUGGAGUGCGUGGCGGUCCUGGGCAAGGUGCUGCGGGGGUCCCCGGGCCGCUUCCUGCAGCCCGGCCUCCCGGCGAGGCUGCCCGCGGGCCUGCGCGAGGACGCCUUCAGGAACCUGUCCGCGGUGUUCAAAGACCUCUACGACCAAACCCCGGCCCGUUCGCAGAGAGCCCUCUACUCCUGGAUGGCGGGCGCGCUGCGGGCGUCCUCCAGCGCCACCGAUGGGUCUGCUUCAUGGGUCAGCGCAGAAACCUUAUGGAUUUUGGGCAGAUACAUGGUUCACCUACCCCUUGAAGAAAUUACGAAAAUCAGUCCCAUCGAAAUGGGGCUGUUCAUCAGCUAUGACAACGCCACCAAGCAGCUGGACACCGUCUAUGACAUCACGCCGGCGCUGGCCCAGGCGUUCCUGGAGCGGAUCGGCUCCUCCGACUUCGACAUGAGGAACGCCUCCACCGUCCACAGGCUGGGGCUGCUCGUCUGUUUCUAUGGAGACCUGGAGCUGCUGGACGCCGCCCUGGCCCGAGUCCUCCUCCACCAGAUGAUCAAGUGCAGCCGUCUCCGGGGCUUCCAGGCUGGUGUCCAGAAGCUCAAGGCCGACCUCCUGGACAUUGCCACGGGGAACCAGACGCUCAACGAGACCCUGGGCUCCUUGUCGGAUGCGAUCGUGGGCCUGACCCACCGUCAGCUGGAGUCCCUGUCCCCCGAGGCUGUGCACGGCGCCAUCGCUACCCUCAGCCAGGUGUCGGGCUGGGCCAAGAGCCAGGUGAUCAUCUUGUCCGCCAAGUACUUGGCCCAUGAGAAGGUGCUGUCCUUCCACAGCGUCAGCCAGAUGGGCGUGCUGCUGGCGGGCGUCGGCGCCCAGGCCUUCGCGGGCAUGGACCCCAGGGCCCUGGCGCAGGUCCUGCGAAGCGCCGGCUCCCUGCACGUGUCCAGCCUGUCGCCGGCCCAGCAGCAAGGCAUCCUCAGCAAGGUGGCCGGAGCCGGAGGCGCCCCGGGUGCCGUGGAAGUCCCGGGGGCUUUCUUUAAGGAAGUGUCUCUCUUCGAUUUAAGGAGGGAACUCGGACUCAACUCCACUGUCCUACAGGAGAAGGAGCUGCGGAGGAGUCAGGCCUUGUUCCUGUAUGAGCAGCUGUCCCAGACCAGCAGGCCGGCCGAGCUCCUGAGUGCCGGGCAGCUGGUCAAGGGCGUGGCGUGCUCCCACAUCGACGCCAUGGGCGCCGACUCCUUCCUGGCCCACUUCCAGUAUUUUGAGAACAACCUCUCUCUGCUUUCACCGUAUCAGGUUAAUUGUUUGGCGUGGAAAGCCUGGGAGGUGUCCAGGUCCCUUACACAGCCCUUCCUCUUGGCUGCGCUCCCGGCUCGCUACCUGGCGGCCGUGCCAGCCUCCCGCUGUGCGCCCCUUCUGAUCGGCCUGGGGAAGAUCCGGUUGGACUCCUUGGUGUUAGAUCCCCACAAAAGGACUCUGGUCCUCGGGAAAGUGCAGCAGUGCCUGAACAACUCCAUUGCCGACGAGUACACCGUGGACAUCGUGGGGAACCUGCUCUGCCACUUGCCGGCGGCCGUCAUCCAGCACGGAGUGUCCCCCGGGGCCUGGGCCACAGCCCUGCACGGCCUCAGAGCCUGCCCAGACCUGAGCCCCGAGCAGAGGGCUGCGGUGAGGCUGCGGCUGCUGGAGCAGCACGGACCCCCUCAGAACUGGACGGCCGAGACGACGAAGGACUUGGGACCCUUCCUAGUACUUUUCUCAGGAGAUGAAUUAAGCUCUGUUGCCGCAAAGUUUCCCGAUAUCCUGCAGCAAGCAGCUUCCAAGAUGGUCGGGAUCUUGCCCCCCAAAGGAUUCCUCUGGGCUGUCUUUGAAUCUGUUCGGAACAGCAGUGAGAGGGGCCCUGGCGCUGCCCCCAGCCCUGGUUGCCAUGGAGUUGAGGCUCCCUCUUCCGACGACAUCUUCAAGUUGGCCGAAGCCAAUGCCUGCUGGGCCCCCCGGGACCUGCGCUGCCUGGAGGAAGCCACGUUCCUCAGGAGCGUGGAGCUUCUGGGGGCCGUUGGGGGCUUCCUCCGGCCUCAGCUGACCGCCCUAAAGGAGAAGGCGAUUCAGGUCUGGGGCACGCCUUCUUACUGGAGAGAACACCACAUCGUCUCGCUGGGCCGCAUUGCUCUGGCUCUGAACGAGAGUGAGCUGGAGCAGCUGGACCUCAGCUCCAUCGACACCGUGGCUUCCCUGAGCCAGCAGUCAGAGUGGACCCCAGGACAGGCUAAAUCCAUCCUGCAAGGAUUCCUGGAGGACUCAGGCUACCGCAUCCAGGACCUGAAGAGCUUCCACUUAGUAGGACUUGGUACAACUCUGUGUGCCAUGAAUGUCACCGAAAUCUCACUUAUACAGAUCUCAGAAUUCAGGGUGGUGGUGGCCAGAAUCGGGACCCUGCCCUGCAGCACCCAUGUCUUGGCCGAGUUCAAGAGGAAGGCAGAAGUUGUGUUUGGGGAUCCCACCAAGUGGUCCAGCUCCGUCUUGCAGGAACUCGGAACUAUUGCCGCGGGAUUAACGAAGGAAGAGCUCCGGGUGCUCGACAAGGAUUUGAUGCCGUAUUUCCAACCAUCAGCAAUCAGAUGCCUUCCUGCUGAGAUAUUCAAAGAGCUCUCUGCCCAGCAGAUCGCCGCCCUGGGCCCCGAGAACGCGGCCGCCGUGACCCCGGCCCAGCGCCGGCUGCUCCGCGCGCCGCAGCUGCAGAGCCUCCAGCGGGCGCUAGAUGGCGCCAAGACGCGCCCCUGGCUGGAUGCUCCCCCGAGCGCAAGCCCCAGCCGGACGCCCUCCUCCCCUUCUCACCCAGGAGCCUCCGCCUCCCGGGCUCUCUGGCUUGGCUGCCCGCUGCUGGUCCUAGCGCUGGAGCUCGCACGGUGAGCGGCCUGCCCGCACCCCCUCCACUGCCCGCGCUGCGCUGGAGGCCCCGGCCCAGAGCCUCCGCCAGGGCGAGGUGAAACGAAGGUCCCGG